CACUGACAUCCUCAUUUGGAGACAUUAGGUCCGACAAGCCCCACACAAAUAUCCAUAGCCCAAAAAAAAACACCCAAAAACUUAAGCAUUUUGGGACGCAUUCACAUGUUCGAAAGAAUCUAAAAGUGGCAUCGCAAAAUUGACAAUGGCAACCAGGCAGCCCACUCCCCGCCAGCUGGCGUACCUCGACGAGCUGAAGAUGCGACUCCAGGAGCUGCGCGAUCGCCAGGCGUCCUUCAUGGAGCAGACGGCCAAGAUACUCAGCCGGAUGAGCUCCUCCAGCAUGGAUGCCUCGGACUCCGAGACUCCGGACUCUACCCAUUCGACGGAGGCAAAUGUGACAGUCAAUCCUUCAGCGGGCGUGGGUGCCGGGAUCACCAAGGGAUCCAAGGGCAAUCUUAAUAUCAAGCAGAUGAUCCAGCGCUUCGAAGAUCUGCGCAAGAACUCUCAGCAGUUGGACGAUCUGCCCGAGGUCCCCGAGGAACUGAUCAACGUGGAUGUGCGCCGCAUUCUGAAUGGCUACGAGAAACUCAUCGAAGAGGGCAACGUUCUGCAGCAAUCCUGGUUCCUGCUCAAGAAGUCCACGGAGAGUUGUGCCCGCUUCGCCAGCGCCAAUGGCAUGAGCUCCGAGGAUCGUCCUCCGUUGAAGGCCAACUCUGGCAUCGUUGAGGUGUCGUACGUGGCACCAGAACGCAGUCCUCAGGUGGUAAGAGUACCGAAGGUGAAAAAAUCUCCAUCGCUGCUCUCGAAUGUGGUCACCUGUUCGGAGACAGUGGAAAAGAAGGAUGGCCCCAAGGAUGCCAAGUGGAAAAGCCAUUCCCAGGAGUAUGGUCAUGCGCGUUGGGGAGCCUUUAUGCAAUUGAUCAUUCGCCUCCUUCGUCCUUUCCAUGGCUGCAAUAAGACAAAGAAAAAUCCAGGCAAGCACUCUCCUAUUGGUACCAUUCCCAGCCACCUGCCACCGAAAAGGAAGCCCAUCUACUAGGCCUUUUCAAUAGCCACCCACACCACACAACCACACAGAACCACACACAACCACACAGAAGAAACACAAGUGAAGAUCCAAACUAAGCCAAACCAAUCCCCACGCAAUCCCACUAAAAAUAAUCCAAUAAAACCGACCCCAUCCAA
This is a messenger RNA of Drosophila yakuba, 1128 nucleotides long. RefSeq lists its product as uncharacterized. The transcript has 3 exons. The coding region runs from base 146 to 982 and encodes 278 amino acids. The record is from RefSeq and is a predicted model, not a curated record. Lineage: Eukaryota; Metazoa; Arthropoda; Insecta; Diptera; Drosophilidae.